Parnassius apollo (apollo) is the source of this 417-nucleotide messenger RNA. Lineage: Eukaryota; Metazoa; Arthropoda; Insecta; Lepidoptera; Papilionidae. The record is from the annotation of a GenBank genome assembly.
AUGAAAUUUCCCGUUUUCGAGUUUAUUAAAAAGUUUAUAUUUUACUUGUUUAAAGAGGCCACUAACGCCGGCGGAAAAGCAUCUUGCUUUGGUAGGAAGAAUUACAGGGAAAAGCUUAAAGCUAAUAAUCCAGAAAAAUAUGAGGAGAUAAAAAAGAAAGCUACUGAAAAUGCUUUGAGACACAAAAAACAAAUUGAUGAAACGAACGAAAAUUUAAAAAAUGUAUUAAUUAGACUUAAGCAACUAGAAAAUAGUAAAACAUUGACUGAGAGUGAAGAAGCCAGUAUGAUGAGACAAAAUAGAGCUAAGUACACUCCAAGGAAGAAAGUUGAAGAAUUUAUUAGUGAAAACAUUCCUCAUAUUGAAACACCAAAGAAAGAAGUUAUUAAACAAAACUAUUGGAGCAUGAUGUUUUGA